Messenger RNA from Effrenium voratum, 3069 nucleotides. NCBI's taxonomy places the organism in Eukaryota, Dinophyceae, Suessiales, Symbiodiniaceae. The record is from the annotation of a GenBank genome assembly.
AUGGGUCCCGAGGGCGCAGCCGGCGGCAAGAGCUCCGGCUGGGGCUGGGGAGGCAGCGCUGCGCUGAAGGCGAUCUCCGGCGACGAGCCGCUGAGGACCUCGGAGGCGGAUCUGGCGGCGUUGGCGCGGCAGCCCAUGCAGGCGGUGCUGGACCUGGGCCAUGUGACGCGGGAGGUGCCGGAGAACCUGCCCUCGGGGAAGCUGCCCUUCGACAUCUCGCAGCACCCGGCGGUGAAGCACACGGUGGCCCGCAGGCUGCUGGACCGCAUGGAGGCGGAGAUGGGCCGCUUCGCGGACAUGCAGAAGGCGACCCCGGCCCCGCGGGUCCGGGAGCUCAGCGAGGUGGAGCUCACGAAGCUCUCGGCCGGCGCCAAGGACGCGGCAGAAGCGGCAGAGCAUGCCCUGGACCAGAUCAUCACCUGCAUGUCCGAGAUGAAGGCGGCGGACGCCUCCUUCGUGGACUCGGCCUUCCGCGAGGUGCUGCGACGAGGCAACGCCAUCGACGUCUCGGACGAGGCCUCGGCCGCGAAGGCCUCCGCCGGCGGCGCCCGCGCCGCCGGGGACGCCAACCUCAGCCGUCUGAAGCACUGGCUGCUGCGUGUCUCGGGCCACGAGAGCGAGGCCUGGCUUCAGCGGGCCUGCCGCUCUCUGCUCUCCUCCUCAGCCACCCAGGACUGGCAACGCAUCAACCCCUUCCUCUCGGAGAGUGAGGUGCGGGACAUCCUGCAGCUCACGAGCCACGCGAUGCUGCGGGCGGUGCGGGUGGUCCUGGCCAACGGCUCGCUGGCGGAGGCCCGGGAUCUCCAGAAGAUGCUGAAGAAGGCGAUCGGCACGGUGAAGGAGGAGGGCAAGCUCCCGAAUGACUUGCUGGUGGGCCUCUCCGAGAAGGGCGAGGUCUUAGCGCGGCGCCUCGACGCCAAGCGCCACUACGUGUCCAAGGACUUGUCCUACGACCCCCACUUCCUAGUCUUCGAGUUCUCUGAUAACAAGAUGCUUCAUGAGCGCCAGGUCGCCAUCAUCUCGGACUUCCAGAAGACCGUGGAAGGCGGCUCGAGUGGGGUGAAGCAGAUGAUCAUGGGCGCGGGGAAAACCACGGUGGUGAGCCCCUUGCUGUCGAUGCUGCUGGCGGACGGCAAGCGCCUGGUGAGCCUCGUGGUGCCCUCCGCUCUGUUGGAGUUCUGCCGAGGCGUGCUGAUGGCGGUCUUCUCCUCCAUCAUCCAGAAGCGCGUGUGUUUGUUCCACUGCGACCGCUCCGAGGAUGUGGACAUCGCCAUUUGUGACCGCAUCGAGUCGGUGAGGAACGAGGGCCAUAUCGUGCUGACAAAGCCUACGGACGUGAAGAGCCUGAUUCUGCGCUUUGUGGAGAAUCUGGACAUCUGCAACGACCGCCGAUCCAAGCGAAACACCGCAGCCCAGCAGAAGGAGACCAUUGAGCUCGGCCGCGUCCUGGAGAUCUUCUCGAAAGGCGUGUGCAUGAUCGACGAGGUGGACAUGGUGCUGCACCCUCUGCGCAGUGAGCUGAACUUCCCCAUCGGACCAAAGAACCUCAUCGACUUCGCACCCCACCGGUGGCAGAUCCCUCUGCACCUGCUGGAGGGCAUCUUCAUCAGCGAGCUGAAGGGCGAGAAGGGCGAGCUCACGCCCCCGGAGCGCUUCGCGGACAGUGCGCUGGCCAAGGAUAUCCUGAAGCAGAUUGCGAAGACCGUGGCAGAUGGCACACGGGAGCUGAAGAUGCAGCACAGCCCCCACCUGGUGCUGCUGAAUUUGGAGUUCUACGAGGAGAAGCUGAAGGAGGUGAUGGUGAGUUGGAUGACUUUGUGGCUGGCCUCCGAGCACGUGGGCCGCAGCUUCGCCCACGAGCGCGAGGGGAUCAUCGACGGCGGGCUGUCGGACGGAGAGGUCCGGGAGUACAUCACGAAGAUCUCGGCCCCCGAGUCGCCCUUGGCGAAGCGCGUGGAGAUGCUGCCGAAGCGGGACGUGCAGAUGCUGAACUUGUCGGCGGACUGGCUGUCCAUCUUCCUUCCUCACGUCUUGCAGAAGAUCAAUCGGGUUACCUAUGGUAUCAUGACGGAUGCCCAGGUGGACCAGGCGCUGAUUCGGCAGCCGGGGAUGCCCAUGACCCGCGCGAAGCUGUCCAUCCCCUUCAUCGGCAAGGACGUGCCGUCGCCCUCCUCAGAAUUCGCACACCCGGACAUCACCAUCGGGCUGACGCUGCUCAGCCUGCGCUACGAGGGCCUCAGGAUGUCCGACUACGAGGCGGUGCUGGAUCUGCUGGUGGCGAACCUGGAGAGCGAGCCGGGCCUGGCGGCGGAGCGGCCCACGGCGCUGCUCUUCAAGCGCUGGGUGGAGGGCUCCGGCGGGGUGCUGGCCACCCGGCGCCAGGAGCUCCAGGACCUGAGCCCUGAGCAGCUGGCCGCGGCCCGCGCCGCCGAGGUGCGGGAGAAGAAGGUACGGAUUCUGCCGUUGCACAUGCUGGAGCGCAGCAACCGGCGCCAGAUGAACGAACUCUUCAAGCUACUGCGAAAGAACGGCCAGGUGGUGGCCUGGUACUUGGAGUCCAUCGUGUUCCCCGAGCACUUGCGCUUCCAGGAGGUGAAGCUCAUGUCCUCGGGCCAAGACCUGGGCGGCGCCCUGCUCUUCAAGGAGCGCAUCGGCUUCAGCGGCACGCCCUCGGAUCUGAUGCCGCGGGAGCUGGGGUCCUGCGACUUCGAGCCGGGCAGCGAGGGCUCCAUCGUGCACACCUUGACCAAUCCGCAGGUUGUGUCCUUCGAGGUCUUCGGGGCAGACUGGACCGUCACAGGCCUGUUGGACCGCAUCGCGGUGGGGGGCUUCCAUGCCCUCAUCGACACAGGCGCGCUGAUCACGGGUUUGUCCAACAAGGAGGUGGCGGUGUAUCUGCUGGGCUUGGACAACGGGGACCCCCACCCCACGCUGCCGAGCUCCUUCCACGGCGUGGUCUUCAUCGACGAGGAGGGAUCCAAGAAGAUCCUGCUGCGCCAGACCCAGGAGGUGCUGAACCUUGCGGACUGCGGUAUCCCCGCAGUGCACCGUUUCGCCUUCUACGACCAG